Messenger RNA from Phacochoerus africanus (Common warthog), 2559 nucleotides. It is a transcript of the gene GAS2, whose product is annotated as growth arrest specific 2. Lineage: Eukaryota; Metazoa; Chordata; Mammalia; Artiodactyla; Suidae. The coding region runs from base 631 to 1572 and encodes 313 amino acids. Gene Ontology annotation, cellular component: actin filament. Gene Ontology annotation, biological process: actin crosslink formation. The record is from RefSeq and is a predicted model, not a curated record. The transcript has 9 exons. Gene Ontology annotation, molecular function: actin filament binding; microtubule binding; cytoskeletal adaptor activity.
AGAGAAGCGCUCCAGGUGCUCUACGAGCGAUUCCAUGGGGACGCGCAUUACUUCCGCCUGCACCCUGGAGACGGCGACUCUCUGCAUGCUGAUUGGCACGCUGGUGAAAUGAUACGCCUCUCUACAAGGCUAUUGGGUGAAGUGCCUGUCAAUCUGAUAGCGGCUUAAAUCCGGGUACCUGCACUCCGGGAAAUUUGAGCCGGAAAAAAAGCUUCUACUUUCGUCACGGCUUUUGACGAACCAACACGGAAGGGUGACUAGAAGGCGGGCAUGCUAGCGAGAAUUCCGGGAGUCACCUGCAACAUGCUGCUAGUCACAGAGGUCUCCGUGCUUCCUUUCGCUUUGGAAAUAAUCUGUAGUAGAAAUUUCCUGAGUUUUGCGUGGGCGAAUCUGUGUUAAGGCUUAUCAUAAUUGGGUAAAGCCAGCGACAUGCCGUUACAUACCUGGACUCUACAUCUUCAGGCAGAGAAGACCUAGAGGGCUUUAUCACAUCCCACAACCUACUUCAUGGAAGGAAAAUGCUUUCACUUUUUUACCAUCACUCUGAAGGCAAAUAUUAUGGGCAAUGAUUAUACCUGAUCCUGACUCCAUUACCUCAUUCAAGACCGGGGUAUUAGAAGUGGAUAAAUAAUGUGCACUGCUCUGAGCCCAAAGGUACGCAGUGGACCUGGCCUCUCUGAUAUGCAUCAGUACAGCCAAUGGCUGGCCAGCAGACAUGAAGCUAAUUUGCUGCCGAUGAAAGAAGAUCUGGCCUUGUGGUUAACCAAUAUGUUAGGGAAGGAGAUUACGGCAGAAACUUUUAUGGAGAAAUUGGAUAAUGGUGCCUUGCUCUGUCAACUUGCAGAAACUAUGCAGGAGAAAUUCAAAGAGAGUGUGGAUGCUAACAAGCCUGCAAAGAAUCUGCCCUUGAAGAAGAUUCCGUGCAAAGCCAGUGCACCCUCAGGCUCCUUUUUUGCCAGAGACAAUACAGCAAAUUUCUUAUCCUGGUGCCGAGACUUAGGGGUAGACGAAACAUGUCUGUUUGAAUCAGAAGGUUUGGUUCUCCACAAACAACCCAGAGAAGUGUGUCUCUGUUUGCUAGAGCUUGGCCGGAUUGCAGCCAGGUAUGGUGUGGAGCCUCCUGGUUUGAUAAAAUUGGAAAAAGAGAUUGAACAGGAAGAAACACUUUCUGCUCCUUCUCCUUCACCUUCUCCUUCAUCAAAAUCUUCUGGAAAAAAGAGUACGGGAAACUUACUGGAUGAUGCAGUGAAACAGAUUUCUGAAGAUCCUCCUUGCAAAUGCCCAAGCAAGUUCUGUGUGGAGAGGCUCUCUCAAGGAAGAUACCGAGUGGGAGAAAAGAUCCUCUUCAUCAGGAUGCUGCACAACAAGCAUGUCAUGGUCCGUGUGGGAGGAGGUUGGGAAACAUUUGCAGGGUAUUUGUUGAAACACGACCCCUGCCGGAUGCUGCAGAUCUCCCGUGUGGAUGGCAAGACAUCCCCCAUCCAGAGUAAAUCUCCAACCCUUAGGGACAUGAAUCCAGAUAAUUACCUGGUGGUCUCUGCCAAUUAUAAGGCUAAGAAGGAAAUUAAAUGAAACUAGUUGGUCACCACAAGGGGACUCUCAUAAUGGCCUGUAUCCACAUCUCCAGUUGUAGUCAGUUUAGUUCACACGCUCCGAAAAUUACUUUGGAAAAAGACGUAACAGACAGAAAGAUGUCAUCAUGUUAAAGCAUGUUCAACGAGUAGCAUUAUUUAUUUGGAAUGCUUCGGUAGAAAAUGACCUAGUCAGAGAAAUUCUAAACUCAGAUUUAAAUCAGACAAAUUGUAGGCAAAUUAUUAUUUCUCAAUAUAUGAACAUGGUAUUUAGGAUACAAUAUUAGCAGCAUAAUUCUAGCUAGAGGUAAAAAUUAUUAGGAGAAAAUAGUUGGGAUGUACAGUUAAGUCAACAGAAAGUGCCUGCCUAAUGUCUAAGGAAUAAAAGCACCCCAGACAUUUUUAAUAAUUGCAAGAUUUUUAAGCGCAUUUUAAAAAAGUGAUAAUUAGCAUGAUGUGCUCCUGAAAAUGUCCAAUGGCACUACAGAUAAGUACAGAGUGCUCUCCACAGCAGUGCUUUACUGGAAAGGCCACUUCAGAAAAGUUUACAUUCACUUGGACGAUUGCCUUAAAAUUUAGCCUUUAUCUAUGACCAAAUAUCUGGGGUACUCUGUACUCUGGGACGUUUUCACUGCACCCCUUACAGAAUGGCUUAUGACUUGUUUCACACAUUCCGAGGCACGUGGCUGUGAGACUGACAGUGUAAUUCACACGCAUAAGCUGACAUACGUUUAUAUUUUGACAGAAUAAACUCUACAGUCAAAUGUUCAUUGACUUCAUGUUAUUUCAAAGCAUUUUCUUAUUAAAAUAUAUCUUUAGUUAACCCUACUUUGCUGUGCUGUCUAGUAAAGUACUUUCACUGUAGCUAAUGAUGUUACAGACUAAGUAUACCCUUGUAUACCUAGGACAGGGCUGUUUUAUACCCAUAAACGGCAAAAUGGUGUCCUCACUGAAUCAAGAAUUAAAAAGAUAAAUAUUAAAAAGUGUU